Halteromyces radiatus is the source of this 1226-nucleotide messenger RNA. RefSeq names its product aspartic peptidase domain-containing protein. Gene Ontology annotation, biological process: proteolysis. Lineage: Eukaryota; Fungi; Mucoromycota; Mucoromycetes; Mucorales; Cunninghamellaceae. Gene Ontology annotation, molecular function: aspartic-type endopeptidase activity. Bases 1 to 1221 code for a protein of 406 amino acids. The transcript has 2 exons. The record is from RefSeq and is a predicted model, not a curated record.
AUGUAUUUAUUGCUCAUCUUUCUAUGGUGUUUUGUUCAGUGGGUUAACCCAGUGUUUGGUACGGAUAAUGUUCAUAUCAUUCCUCUCCACUCGUAUCGAACAUCAUCAUCAUUAUCAUCAUCUAGGAGAUCAUCCAAGCUAGCACAAGAAGACAAUCACAAACAAUCUGAUGGACUCAUCGCUUCGUUAUUAUCCAAAGAGUCAUCCGAUGAAAACACCAAAGGAGUGGCGACAUUAGAAUCCGAUAAUGAUGUACUUUGGUAUACCAUCCUUGAAGUAGGAACAGGUGAAAGGAGGCAACAAUUCACAGUAGAUGUUGAUACUGGUUCAGCAGAUCUUUUUUUACCGGGAACUGACUGUGAUGAUUCGUGUGAUGGUCAUGGUCGCUAUGAUCCCAAGCAUUCAUCCACCAGCGAAGAUACAUCACAACCUUUUGAAUUGAAUUUUGCAGACAAAACAUCAGUGAAAGGUACGAUAUAUACAGACACGGUAUCGUUAGGUGGAUUGGAAGUAAAUCAUCAAGGGUUUGGUGUGGCCGAGUUAUAUUCAAGAGGCAUGGAAAAGGAUAUUUUUCGACCAGAUGGUUUAUUGGGAUUGGGAUUCAAACAAUUAUCUCAUCUGGGCACAGAGCCUUUGUUGGAUAAUCUGUACAAGCAAGGCAAGAUUAAACAACGUGCCUUUGGUAUCCGUCUCGAUAUGACAAGUGAAGGGGAAAAAGGUGAAUUGACUUUGGGUGGAUAUAAUGAGCAUCAUAUUGAUGGUCCUAUUGCUCAUGCUUCUGUCACUAGUGAUACUUUUUGGCAAAUCCAAUUAGAUUCUGUAUCAUUAAAUUCUCAAGUCAUUGGAACAAAACAACAGAUGAUUGUUGAUACAGGUUCUACUCUAAUCAAUGCUGAUCCUAUCUUUGUUAAAAAAUUUUAUUCUAAAGUCAAAGGAGCAAGAAGACCAAGUAAAGGUGGACAUUGGAUAAUGCCUUGUGCCAAUAUUCCAACUAUAGAGUUUACGAUUAGUGGAAUACAAUUUCCUAUUUCACCAUAUACAUUUAGUCCAGGAAGAGUGGACGAAGGAUCUGAUUUAUGUUAUGGAGGCAUGGUAGCUAAUUCAAAAAGGAAUGAUCCAUGGAUUGUAGGUGGAGUAUUUUUAGCUAAUGUAUAUGCUAUUUUCGACGCAGAUAAAAAAACUAUUGGAUUUAGUCGUUUGAAAAAUCAAAAUCAGGUUUAGAGAAU